AUGAUUCUAGUUUCACUCUACGAGCUGGGCCAUGGCAUAUACCCUGCCGCGUUCCUCACAAUUGGGGCAUGCGCCAGGUAUGCAGUCGCCCUCGGUUUAGACAGAGACAUCUUUCUUUGGGAUCACACCGAGUCAGGCUGGGCAGCCAUGGAAGAGAAACAUCGCGCCUGGUGGGCCGUUGUGAUACUGGAGAGGCACAUGAACAUUGAUUCUCCAAGAAGACAUCUCUGUAUUCCGGAUCCCUGCGAGAAGCACUUUCUGCCUAUUUCGGACGAGGAUUGGAACAGUGGAGUACGGCCAGCUUUGUCACAGACAGGCUGCCCAUCACCGUACACAGUGUCCGCCCCUGCAAACAACAAGCUGGGCAAAUUCGCCAGACUGGCGCAGGCAUCCCAUCUGUUGGCCCGUGUCAUGCGCCACAUCGGCGAUACGCAGGCCGAUCCUCACUUCCUCGACACUGAGAAAAGCUUACUCGAUCAUGCCCUGCGGUCAUUGUUGUCACUUACCGUAGCGGAGGAACAGCGUGCUCUCCUGCUUCUGCACUCAUUUCCUCUGGCUUUCCCCAGUGCCAACAAGGAAAGUGCCCAGUAUUGCUACCGCGAAGUUACUGAGCUCACCUCCAAGGUGACAUUACCCAUCGCCCGACGUUUGAAAGGGCUCCUGCCUUCUGACGCGCAUGCCCCAUCUCCCUUGCUCCUAGACUGGAUGUACCGGUCUGUGAUUGCGUACAACAACAUCCGGGAAACUAACACCGCUGUGCUCGUCGAUGGCUAUGUAGAGACGGUGCGAGAAGCAAUGGAAGGGCUCGGCCGCCAGUGGGGCGUUGGAGGUAUACUCAUCUCUCUACCAAGCGGUUCCUCUGCAUUUUGA
This is a messenger RNA of Aspergillus mulundensis, 870 nucleotides long. RefSeq names its product fungal specific transcription factor domain-containing protein. Gene Ontology annotation, biological process: DNA-templated transcription. The transcript is spliced from 3 exons. Lineage: Eukaryota; Fungi; Ascomycota; Eurotiomycetes; Eurotiales; Aspergillaceae. The record is from RefSeq and is a predicted model, not a curated record. The coding region runs from base 1 to 870 and encodes 289 amino acids. Gene Ontology annotation, cellular component: nucleus. Gene Ontology annotation, molecular function: DNA binding; zinc ion binding.